AUGGUCGUCUCGGGUACACCCCGAGGACCAGCCGACCCCGGUCCCCCAGUCCCGAGGAGCGAGUCCUCGGACCACGACGCACAGGCUUCCUCGAGGCCCGCUCCGGCGAUCACGGCCCCUCCGGGACCCGUUCCGGAGUCCCCCGAGUCCGCGCCCAUGGACGCCCAAGUAGCAUUGGCCCGGUCGUUCGUAAUGGUAGCGAUGGCUGGGGAAACUCUCGACGCGGAGCCCGCAGUCUAUUAUCACCAAGGUUCUGACUUCGUGCCUUUAGACAUGCUCAAGAACCAAAUGGCAUAUCUCCCCGACCUUAGCGAUCUCCGGCCUGAGGCUAACAUCGAAGAUGCGAUCGUCGGUGAUCCCGGGGAGUCGGACCCCGACGAGGAGGAGCGGCUCCGGGCCGUCCUCCGGAAGCAUCGUAUGAUUUUUUUGGGAGAAGGGAAUGCACUUCCUCCCCCGCCCGGGGAGUAG
Molecule: messenger RNA, 468 nt
Organism: Phytophthora megakarya
Lineage: Eukaryota; Oomycota; Peronosporomycetes; Peronosporales; Peronosporaceae
Source: the annotation of a GenBank genome assembly